CGGGCCUUAAUUACGUCACGUCACGUCUGCUUUUUUUCUGCAAAGCCUCCUGUCUAAACGGUAGUGUGUCUCUUAGAUCUCAAAGAGGUGUUCGUUACCACGUUUUUUUUGGAAACUGGUCACAUUUACUGGGCACUCGUGUGCUCCUUCAACAGCAGCUGAGGGACAGCGCGUUUUUUUCUUUCACGUUUGUCAAGGCGCAGCAGCCAGUCUCUCGCACCCUGGACACGUUGACCAGACAGAGCACUCCACAAGGCGCUCAUCACUAAGGAUUACAGGAUAUAUCUAACCAACGUUUCUUUUUAGCGUUGAAGAUGUUCCAGGUUUGUAGAUUAAUGUGGCAGGGACAUUGUUUUUACCAGAUGAAAGAAGGAAGAUAUGUUAUAUAAGGCGAAUAAUAGAAAGGAGCGGAUAGUCUGUUUGACGUUUGCCUCUUCCAAAGGCUGCAUGUAAUGCAACUGAAUGCAUAACUAUCAAUGUUACCGUUAACAUUAUAGAGUGGUGUUAAAAUGGUAUUGAUGAUAUUGGUCGAUAGCUAACUCUUUUACUUAUGUGUGUUCACUACAUUGAUACCAUCCAUCAAUUAGGCGAAUUUAGUGGUCUACAAAGACAGCUAGUGAGGAAGCUGACAUCUACUCCUGUAAGGUUAACGGCUUUAGACCGCUCGCUUAAUACCAGCUAACGUUAGCUAGCUAAUAACGGUGACGUUAUCAGUUAACGUGAUUUAUUGUAAAUCUUCAUUUGAAGACCCAAUUCUUCGUUUAAUAUGCAUUUAAUUGAGAUGGCACCUUUAUCAAGUAUCCUUCACUCUGCUAUGGUGGUAGAGGGGUCGUGGUACUCCUAGCUGGCCAGUUAGCCAGCUCUUAAAGCUAGCUGACCGCGCCACAUUCAGAAUUUUAUAUCACCAUUAUCUGCCUAGCUAGCCACCACUAUCAAGUGAUCAUACAUCUGUAGUCCAAUAAUAUGCCAGCUAAAGGUUUGGAGGACAACGACACAAAUAUACUAACAUUAGCGGAGAUAUAUCAUCCGACGUUUUUCGACAUGGACAUAUGUCAUAUUCAUGUCUGUAUAUAGCAACAAAGUAUUAGGCUACUUGAGUGGUUAAGCAGCUUAAACUUUUUUUUUUCACGUUAUAAGGUUAGCCAAGUUAGUAGCAGGGAUUUGCGCAAAGAGCACAGUGAAUACAGUGAGGAGGGUUUUUCUCCGUCACCUGAUUUUUUUUUUUUACCCUGCAAGUAUUGUAGUAGUUACUUAGCACAAUGGGCGAACAUAACGGAGAUGAUAGUAUGAACCUCGGCGUGGCUGAGGAGCCCAUGCCAGGUUAUGUGGACCUCUUCACUAGAGCAUGUUCCGUCAUGGCCAGUGCCUUGAAGGACUGUAGCGACUGCGGCUUGGAGCUCUCCAGAAGAACCCUGCUGGACAAUGCCUAUAUUACCUGGACCGAGAUGGGGCUGUUCUUUAUCUGCGCUGUUAUGUGGACGCAGAUGCGACGGGGGCUGACCGGAUGCCUAUUCAAGCCGUUUGCACAGUGGUGUUGUCUCCAGCCCAAAGACACUGCCAAGAUGCCGGAGAGCGCGUGGAAGCUGGUCUUCUACACCAUGUCGUGGUCCUACAGCACCUACCUACUUUUCCUUACCCAGUACACCUUCUUUUACAACCCGCCAUCCGUUUUCUAUGACUGGAAGAGUGGCAUGUCAGUGCCCACGGACAUCGCCAUCGCCUAUCUGAUCCAGGGCAGCUUCUACGGUCACUCCAUAUACGCCACCGUCUACAUGGACGCCUGGAGGAAGGACUCGGCCGUCAUGGUGGUCCAUCAUGUGAUCACGCUGGCCCUCAUCACAUUCUCCUAUGCCUUCAGAUACCACAACAUUGGGGUGUUAGUGCUGUUCCUACAUGACAUCAAUGACAUUCAGCUGGAGUUCACCAAACUGAAUGUCUAUUUCAAGACCCGGGGGGGAAGCUACUACUUGAUCAACGACAUUCUCUCCAACAUGGGCUCUGUAAGCUUCAGCAUCACCUGGUUCUGGUUCCGUCUGUACUGGUUCCCACUGAAGGUUCUCUACGCCUCCUGUGUGGCCAGUCUCCAGUUGGUGCCUAACAUCCCCUUCUACUUCUUCUUCAAUGCCCUGCUGCUCGCGCUGCUCCUUAUGAACAUCUACUGGUUCCUGUUCAUCGUACUGUUUGUGGUGAAAGUGUUGACGGGCCAGAUGAAGGAGGUGAAUGAUGUGCGGGAGUACGAGGAAGAAGAGGCCUCUCUGAAGGCAAAGCUCAAGAUGCAGAACCCUGAUGCUGGCCAUCAGGACAAAGAGGAAGGGAAACACGUGCAGAACGGGAUCACCAAGGAGAAGCAUCUAUAAGAGCCUCUCCAGCACCAUCUCCUGGCACAUACCUAGAAUUACAGUUAAACUAGAUGAGCUAUUCUACGUACAUUGACUUGUGCUCCAAGUGGUUAGAUGGUUUUGCAGGGGGAAAAAACACAUGUAGACAGUGAUAUGUUUUCAGUUACACUAUUCUGUUUUUUUAUUUUUUUUAUUAUAGCACUGUGAAUGUUAUUUCAGGUGACUUAUGUCUUAUACUUUUACUUUUUUGGAGAAAAAAAGGUGUAAGUUCUGUGAAGUUCCUCUUGUGUGGUGGGUAUAUAUAGAAAUAGUGUCAUCUCUUUCACCAUGCUUUGACAGCGGAAGAGAACUCUGUUUCUUAGCCUCAACGCGUGAAACAUCUCUCAACAGUAUGAGGACUUCUACUGAGCAUUCACAGUAACACUGGUGAAUUGUGCUUUGUCGAGACCCGAACAUAUUUCAAAUUUAAGAGCCGGUGGCUUUGUUUUUCCAAUUUGAUGUUUGAUUAAUUUAUUUUAAUUCCUGGAGUGACGGCUGUAUAAAGGGAAACAUUAGUGCGUUUGUAUCCUGUCUCUGUGUGAGAAAGAAGGGGACAAUGAGAGAGUGCAUGUUGAGUCUCUGGUUUUAAUUUUCCAAAGACAUGCACUGAUGAUCCAUAUCAUUGCACAGGUUACUCCAGACCAAAUGGACUUUACCCAGCCUGACCUGUUUUUCUUGCGCGAGCCACACGUCUUUGUAAUAUUGGUGUAGCCUAGAAAUCUAGACGCACCCUAGCGGCAGCAAAUUACAUUUGCUGCCAAGGCUAGUCUAGCAACUCUCUGUUGGCUUGUGUGCUGGAAAAAUUAAA
Alosa alosa (allis shad) is the source of this 3186-nucleotide messenger RNA. It is a transcript of the gene cers1, whose product is annotated as ceramide synthase 1. Gene Ontology annotation, biological process: ceramide biosynthetic process. Lineage: Eukaryota; Metazoa; Chordata; Actinopteri; Clupeiformes; Clupeidae. The transcript is spliced from 7 exons. Bases 1260 to 2357 code for a protein of 365 amino acids. The record is from RefSeq and is a predicted model, not a curated record. Gene Ontology annotation, cellular component: membrane. Gene Ontology annotation, molecular function: sphingosine N-acyltransferase activity.